AUCUUGGAUCACACAGAAUCCCACCAAAAAUCUACAACUCCUUUUCCACUUACCCUUUCCGGCAUGCACCGUCGCCACCAUGACAACCACCACCACCGCCACACUCCCUCGCUACCCUCCUCCUCCCACCAAACUCUACCUCCCCCGCCGCUCUCUCCUCUUCCUCUCCGCCACCACCACCACCACCCUCUCCCUCCCCUCCCUCUCCACCGCCUCCCCACCACUAAAACAACCCGACACCACCAUCACUGACCGUGUGUUUAUGGACUUUAGCAUCUGCCCUAGCUACUUCCAAGCCCGAACCCUUGGUUCUGAUCUCGCUUCGUGUCCUGACUCCGAGCCUGUUGGACGCAUUGUUCUUGGGUUAUAUGGGAAUCUGGUUCCUAUCACUGUUUCUAAUUUCAAAGCUAUGUGCACUGGUGUCUCCGGUUAUUAUAAAGGUACAUUGAUACAGAAGAUAUUUCCUGGUAGGUAUUUUAUGGCGGGACGGCAGGGGCGGAGAGACAAGGGGGAAGUGAAGCCGCCAGUGAAUUUGGUUAGGAAUACAGAGAGUGUUGAGCCUAAGGCGUUCGAAUUAGGACACACGAAGGGUGGUGUUUUGUCGUUGUGUUUGUCGGAGAAUGAUGACGAGGAUGAUAUUAAACUUGAUCCGGAUUAUCAUAAUGUGGAGUUUAUGAUCACUACUGGUCCGGGUCCUUGCCCUGAUCUCGAUGGUCGGAAUAUCGUGUUUGGUUCUGUUCUUGAAGGUAUGGAUGUUGUGGCAAACAUAUCAUCAAUUGCAACAUACAAACCAGGGGAAAGAGUCAGACAAUACAAUGACUUUGCGGAAUUUAUUGGAGAUGAAAGAGCUAAAAGCGCACGGGCAAUAUGGGACAGACCUCAAAAAACAUUGUACAUCAGCAACUGUGGAGAAGUCAAAGUCACAAAGCCCACCCUCUCACCCUCAUUACCUUAAUUCACUUCACUUGUUUGUUUCACCAAGCUCACAAUUCUUGUUGAAAAUCCGAGGUGUUUGUACAUGAGAUGUACCUAAUGUACGUUUUUAUUUAUAUGAAAUUAUAUAUUCGAAGACGGUUAUUUUCAA
Molecule: messenger RNA, 1084 nt
Organism: Helianthus annuus (common sunflower)
Lineage: Eukaryota; Viridiplantae; Streptophyta; Magnoliopsida; Asterales; Asteraceae
Product: peptidyl-prolyl cis-trans isomerase CYP28, chloroplastic
Exons: 3
Coding region: 80-955 (291 amino acids)
Biological process (GO): protein peptidyl-prolyl isomerization
Cellular component (GO): chloroplast
Molecular function (GO): peptidyl-prolyl cis-trans isomerase activity
Source: RefSeq, a predicted model, not a curated record